AUGCUUACAGUCCAGAAAUUACGUAUAAAGCUUUUCUCCGAGGCGUCCACUGUUGGCGUUCACUUCGCACUUAUGCUUGGUGUUACGGUCUAUACAGUUUUUGGAGCACUUGUGAUGCAAUGGUUGGAGUCGCCAAAAACGGUCUCAGCUCAAACAGUGAAAAGAGACACUGCUGGAAAAGAAUCAGAUGUAUUCAUGCGCGUGUAUCUAGGCACAGAAAUUGCGGAGAUGGAUCCAGGCGUACACGAAUGUAUAAAGCGGGUUCUUGGGCAAAUCGUGGACAGGACAAAAUGUGCUGAUUAUGAACUUGAGCAUUUGUCUAUCAAUGGGAUUGACGACUGCUACCAAAAUGCGAAAUUUAAUCCAGCAUCUCUUAAUGCUUUAUCAUUGAAGAAAGCACAAAAGAAAGGCCUAACAAUUGAAGAGGAGAUAGCAGCUGAAUUGGAAAAGUGGUCCUUUGGUAAUGCCUUGAUUUUUGCCUUUACGGUCAUAACUACCAUAGGUUAUGGUCAUGUAGCUCCAGUGACGUUUUAUGGACGCCUAUUUUGCAUUAUCUAUGGUUUGGCGGGGGUACCUCUAGCACUUCUCACCAUCGCCGACUUGGGCAUGUUCCUUACCAUCGUUCUGAAAAAAGUUACUGCUUCGGUUUACUUUUGCGUGCAUUAUUCAAUCAAGUGCUUACGAAGGAUAAGGCCUUCUCGAUCUGGUGGAAGAGUCAGCGUAUUGAGCACUGCAAGGGAUCUGAAAGUUGUUGAUGGAGAAGCCGAGGGAGAACCAGAGGAUGCGAUAGAACCGAGAAAGACUGGUGAAGCAGUUGCACUAGCUGUCACGUUCAGUCUCUACUUGAUCCUGGGAGCAUUAAUACUGGCAGCGUACGAGCCAGAAAUGGACUUCUACAAAGCUUUCUACUUCAAUUUUGUAACAUUGACUACAAUCGGACUGGGUGAUUUUGUUCCCAAAAGUUUCGACUACCUCUACGCCACGCUUGGUUACAUCGGAAUUGGCCUGGCACUGACUACUAUGGCAAUCGACCUUGCUGCCGAUUUGUUGCGUAAACUUCAUUAUGUUGGUCGAAAGAUGGAUGAUAUGUCCAAUGUUGUUGUAUGGUUUGGAGGCAAAAAGAUGACAAUGAAAAAUCUAGUGAAAAAUUUGGGGGACCAAUUCAACAUUCCUGAAGGCGACAUGGCCAACUUCAAUCUCGAGCAAUUCGUUGAAGCUGCUAUGAAAGUAGAAGCAGGAGAAAUCAAAACGCUCAGGAAGACUGUACCGCUUACAACAUGCGACGAUGGUAUCUUGAGCUAUAGUAAACUGCGAAAAGCUAAUGAAAGCGACAUCCGUUAUGUAGACGAAAAUUUCAGCAAAAAUCGCGAUCCGACGCAAGCUCUCAAUGAAGACAACACCGCUCGCACAAUGGAAACGCUAACUAUGGAAUGUCCACCCGCCAGCCACAUUCCUCAUCUAGAUCUUCUCGAUUUUCCUCUUAACACCGACUCCUCGCUACCUACAUCUUUCGACGAAGACUACAUGAAGACUGGAAGAAAGACAGUAGCCUUCGAAUAA
Messenger RNA from Cylicocyclus nassatus, 1560 nucleotides. The record is from the annotation of a GenBank genome assembly. Lineage: Eukaryota; Metazoa; Nematoda; Chromadorea; Rhabditida; Strongylidae.